AUGAACAAAACAAUUGAGGAAAGAAACCAGUCUAUGAGGAGAAGGAUGCUCGAUCUUCAGGAAAUAUGUAUAGGUCCAAUGCCUACGGAUUCCCCGUGGGUUAGACCUGUACGAAUGCAUUACCUGCAAGAUGGUCAGUCGAAAGUGUGGGAUCUUAUGAGAGCUCACGAUAGCGUGAGUAUCAUUGUCUUCAAUAUAAGUCGGAAGAAGCUUGUUUUUGUCAGACAAUUCCGUCCUGCUACAUAUUACUCUUGCCUGCCGGAGAGGAAGGACGUGGUGGACUUGAAUCAAUAUCCACCGAGCUUAGGCCUGAGUUUGGAACUCUGUGACGGUAUCGUUGACAAGGAUAAACCUGUCGUUGAAAUUGCGAGAGAUGAAUUGAGAGAAGAGUGUGGGUAUGAGGCGCCAACUUCGGCGUUCACUAAGGUUCUGACUUACAGAUCCCAGGGACCGACUGCAGCUAAGCAAACUGUUUUCUAUGUUGAAGUUACAGAUGACAUGCACAUUCAUCCAGGAGGGGGUGCUGAAGCAGAAGGUGAACUGAUCGAAGUGGUUGAAAUGAGCAUUCCAGAGGCAAAGGCAUACAUCAAUUCAGAUGAAGUUCAGAGUCCUCCAGACUUUCUGUUUGGGGUAUCCUGGUUCCUGGCACAUAAACUUGACCAUUACUCUUAGUAUUUAGUCUUCCAUUUAGCAGUUGCACCAAAUAAAGGAAAUGUAUUAAAGCUAAA
This is a messenger RNA of Cephus cinctus (wheat stem sawfly), 728 nucleotides long. Its product is annotated as uridine diphosphate glucose pyrophosphatase-like. Gene Ontology annotation, biological process: ribose phosphate metabolic process; nucleoside phosphate metabolic process. The transcript has 3 exons. Gene Ontology annotation, molecular function: UDP-sugar diphosphatase activity. The record is from RefSeq and is a predicted model, not a curated record. Bases 1 to 672 code for a protein of 223 amino acids. NCBI's taxonomy places the organism in Eukaryota, Metazoa, Arthropoda, Insecta, Hymenoptera, Cephidae.